Molecule: messenger RNA, 201 nt
Organism: Perkinsus marinus ATCC 50983
Lineage: Eukaryota; Perkinsozoa; Perkinsida; Perkinsidae
Exons: 3
Coding region: 1-201 (66 amino acids)
Source: RefSeq, a predicted model, not a curated record
AUGCCUGCUGCUACUACUACUUCAUCUAAGAGGAAGGUAGUGGAAUCUACUCCUAUUAGUAUUCAUGAUAUACCUGAUAGACCUACACGUCCUCUAACACUAACCCCCAGAUACGACUUUUAUGAGGCUAAGAGGAAGGAUCUACUUAAUGCUGUAAAGCUGGCUAGAGAUAAGAUAAUGCUAGUAGCAGCAGCAGAGUAG